AUGACCCCUACGGAGCAGACCCAAAUACAAUCAGGGGACCAAAGCGAGUGGAUCUUUCCAACUCAAAGUCUCAAACCCUGCAGAGUAGAGUACAUAAUUCCCCGACUUAUUAAUUCCCAAUUCCCAAAUAUGUACUUCCCAGGGUCAUCGGCCGGACAAAGUCUGGAAUCCAUCCAGAAGAAGAAAAAAGAAGAGAAAAAGAAGAAAAACUUUUGGACUUGUGAUCAGCGCAUAGACCUUUCUAAAGAAACUUUAGGAAUGAAAUUCUAG
Sclerotinia sclerotiorum 1980 UF-70 is the source of this 270-nucleotide messenger RNA. RefSeq lists its product with no specific name. The transcript has 2 exons. The coding region runs from base 1 to 270 and encodes 89 amino acids. The record is from RefSeq and is a predicted model, not a curated record. NCBI's taxonomy places the organism in Eukaryota, Fungi, Ascomycota, Leotiomycetes, Helotiales, Sclerotiniaceae.